UGAUUCUUGACUCACAAAUCUCUACAAUCUGCACACAAUUUCAGACAAAUUUGGAUUUUUAAACAAAAUAAGCAAUAUUAGAAGUCUUUAAUGAUGAUUGUCUCUCGACUGGCAUUUCCCAUUAACCUGGCCCUGCAGCGGUUCUCGCGCCGCGUGGCGGAAAACCCUGCAAACCUGAGUAUUCUGCAGCGCCACAUGUCCAGCGUGUACUUCCGUUCCGGAGCCAUCAAACCCAAGCCGGAGGAGAUGCCCUUCGGCCUGCUGGCCAUCUUCUGCGCCGUCAUCCCGGGCCUCUUUGUGGGCGCCACCAUCAGCAAGAACGUCGCCAACUUCCUGGAGGAGAACGAUCUCUUCGUGCCCGCCGAUGACGACGACGACGAGGAUUAGGCCCCUUACCAUCUUCGUGUGGGAGUGCCUCCUAGUCGGAAUGAAUAUGUUUGCCCGGAGUCGUUGUCCCACGCAGAAGAACCCAACACUCGGCCAAAAGUCUAUUCAUCUAUUAGCCAACUUUUUCUAUAUAAAUCUAUGUUUACUCUUAAGAUCCCACAGUUUUGGCAUUUUAUGUGUUUUGUGUGUAUUUUGCAAGUCCCGCUUUGAUAUUUUUCACCUAACGAAUGUUAACUAUGCUCGACAGAUUCACGAAUUUUACUAGAAUUAAAUAAAGUUUAUUCGAAUAUGCUAAA
Messenger RNA from Drosophila subpulchrella, 683 nucleotides. It is a transcript of the gene EMRE, whose product is annotated as essential MCU regulator, mitochondrial. Gene Ontology annotation, cellular component: uniplex complex; mitochondrial inner membrane. Gene Ontology annotation, biological process: mitochondrial calcium ion homeostasis; calcium import into the mitochondrion. The record is from RefSeq and is a predicted model, not a curated record. Lineage: Eukaryota; Metazoa; Arthropoda; Insecta; Diptera; Drosophilidae. The coding region runs from base 91 to 387 and encodes 98 amino acids. The transcript has a single exon.